CCAAGAAGGACGGGCUCCUUCCUAAGCUGCCUUCCUCCUCUCGAGACCAGCCAGUGGCUCGGGAGGAGAAGAGCGGGGCGGGGCAGCCGGCGGUUUCCCGGCAGUCUGGGACGUAGGAAGAACGGACGGCCGAGAAAGCGGCUGGCUGGCUGGCUGGGCGCGGAGAAGUUCAGUGGGCGGCGGCCGACGAUCAGGAGCCUUCCUCGCCGCGCUCCACAGCUAGCUCAGUCGCCUGGGAACGGGGAGUUUUAAGACGCCGCUGCUGCUGCUGGCUGCCGUGGCCGGCGCCGGUUCCCCAUGGAAGUCGAGAUGCCGCAGGAUGUGACUCUGAUUGACAUUCUCUGGAGACAAGAUGUAGAUCUUGGAGCAAGGCGUGAAGUUUUUGAUUUCAGCCAAAGAAAGAAAGAAUAUGAACUUGAGAAGCAGAAAAAGCUUGAAAGUGAGAGACAAGAGCAGCUUCGGAAAGAGCAAGAAAAGGCCUUUUUUGCCCAGUUGCAGCUGGAUGAGGAAACCGGGGAAUUUAUUCCUAUCCAACCAGCUCAAGCUGUUGAAUCUGGAAAUUCUGCCAUAUCCAACAAUUAUUCACAGAGUGUACAUAUUUCCAAACAAGAUUCAGAUGAUCUGUUUGAUGACUACAUACAGAUUUUAGCAGAAACAUUUUCAUUUGUAGACGAGAGUGAGAUUUCCCCAGAUGAAUUUCAACAAGUGGCACCUUUGGAAAUGGCUGCCAACCAGGUCUUUGUUGAAUCUAAUCACAUGCAGCGGCUUGACUCAUCCGUACUUCAGUCUACAAUUCCAGAGUUAUUAGAGACAAAAGUGGAGAACACACAAGAUAUAGAACAAGUGUGGGAAGAACUCCUGUCUAUUCCAGAACUGCAGUGUCUUAAUAUACAAAAUGACAGCCUCACCGAUGUAACAUCAAACCCAUUUUCCGUAAAUACCACUUCAGAGGCAGCCUUCUACAAUUCAUUAUCUGCCAUGGAGAAAGAAGUUCUUAACUGCAGUGAAGAUUUCCUGAAACCUUUGGGAGAUCCCUAUUCCAGCAUGGGGUUGCCAGAAGAUUCCAGUCAACGUAGCACUGAUUUCUGUGAGGAUUUCUAUUCCUUUAUCGAUGUGAAGAUGAACACCAGAGUGGCUACCCCACCAUCUCAUUUUGUGGAUCAGGCAGUUGCUGGCUUUUUAAGUGAACCGAUUGAUCUUUCGGAUUUUGCUCAGUGCAAAGCUUUUAACCAGGACCUUGUAGGAAAUGCCCCAGAGUAUAAUGAUUCCGACUCUGGUAUUUCACUAAAUGCAAGUCCCAAUAUAACCUCCCCAGCUCAUUCUGUUGAGUCAUCGUCACUCUGUCAGGAUACAGGCUUUGGAUGCAGUGAUUCAGAAAUGGAGGAGAUUGAUUGCACCCCUGGAAUUGUGUCACCGAGCAAUGCCCAGAUUCAUUCAUUUCACCUGAAGGCUCCUGCCUCUCCUUCUCUGGAGCAAGGCACUCCAAAGCCUGAGUUACCGUUUACUAGUACACCUCAAAGAGAAUUGCCUGCCAAUCCUGGCCAUGUUGAAGCUCCAUUUAUGAAAGAUAAAUGCUUCAACCAGCAAGAAGCUUAUCUCACUAGAGAUGAGCUGAGAGCAAAAGCUCUGAAGAUCCCUUUUCCUGUUGAGAAAAUCAUCAACCUCCCUGUGGAUGACUUCAAUGAAAUGAUGUCCAAACAGCAGUUCAACGAGGCUCAGCUCAGUCUGAUUCGUGACAUACGAAGGCGAGGCAAGAACAAAGUCGCUGCUCAGAACUGCCGUAAAAGGAAACUGGAAAAUAUUACUGAGUUGGAGCACGAUUUGGAUUACCUGAAGGAUGAGAAAGAGAAGCUCCUGAAAGAGAAGGUGGAGAAUGACAAAAGCCUGCAGCUGCUGAAAAAGCAGCUGAGCUCCCUGUACCUUGAAGUCUUCAGCAUGCUUCGGGAUGAAGAUGGCAAGCCAUACUCCCCUAAUGAUUACUCACUGCAGCAAACCAGAGAUGGGAGCAUUUUCCUUGUGCCUAAGAGCAAGAAGCUAGAGACUAAGUUCUGAAGAUCAGGGAGACAAAAAAAAAAUAUUUCUAUGAAUAUUUUUACAUUGCAAUUUUCUAUUGAUAAGUAUCAUGUAACCCAACGUUGUCCUUUCUCAAGUGACUACAUACAUGUUUCUUUAGAGUCAAAUGUACCAAUGCCACUCAAUCAUUAGCGUAAAACAAAAUGUAUGCACAUGGGCAAUACUUCCACAAUACACUAGUUCUUCCUGUUAUAUAACAGCCACUUUAGUAGUUUUUAUCUUUUGUGUAAAUAUUUCAAGUUGUCUUAUUUAUAUACAAUUUCUAUAGUUGGCUUUAUUCAAACAAGUACCAAGCGUGAUUUAACCGCUAAUCCUACGUAUUUACAAAAUUAAUUUUAUGUCUUAAGGUACAUCGUUUUAUAAAUACAAAUGAAUUUUUUUAGUUUACAAGUGUAUUUACUUUAAUAUAGCAGCUUGAAUGUAGUGUAAACUGAUACUCCUAAUGCAGCAAUAGGACACAACCCAACCAAAGACAAGCACUUUGAAGAAUAGCUUAGAGUAGGAACAUUAAGCACAUGCUUAACAUUCUUUCAUUAAAAUUAAUGAGGCUUCAGGAACCUGAUCAUUGGAAGAUUGUUUAGAUGGUAGGAGUUUUAUACUUUUAAAGUGGUUAAAAAAAUUCUUUCAUAAUAUAGUGAAUUGUUAUGUAAAGUAUUAUGAUUUUGUUUCAGCCAAAGCUGUACAAGUAUGUGACCGAAUGCGGUUGAAUGGGGGAGUGACUCACUGGAUGAACACAGCUUAUUGUGAAUCUAAGCUUUUAUUAUCCUCACUUUUUUCCUAACUCUUAUAUUUUCAUAUAUUUGACUUGAAAUGUAUUAAAAGUUUCUGAAGCCAGAUUGGGUAGUUGAACAAGGCUUUAUUGGUGAGUUGGGGAUCUUUGGCAUCCUAAAUUUUAGGUUUUUAAGAAGAGAUUGGACAACCACUGUCUGAAAUAGUAUAGGGCAGGGGUGUUAACUCAAUUUUAUUGAGGGCUAUUUCAGGUUUGUGUUUGACCUGGGGCGGGGGCAGGUCUGGGUGGGUAUGGCCAGGGGCAUGACCAAUUCAACAUCACUCGAGACUCCAUUUUUGGCCCCCUGACAGUCUCCUGCAGUCCUCUGCCAACUAAAACAGAGCUGGGUGUGUGUGUGUGUGUGUGUGUGUGUGUGUGUGUGUGUGAAAACGGAGUCUGUUUUGGUUGGCAGAGGGCUGCAGGAGGCAGUUGUGGCCGAAAACAGAGCCUGGGAGGGCCCUCCCAAUCUCCAUUUUCGCUGGCAGAGGCACUGUAGGCUGGUCCUUCAUUGUUUCCAGGGUCACCCGCAGGCCUUGAACUUGACAUCCCUGGUAUAGGGUCUCCUGCUUGAGCAAGGGGUUGGACAGGAAGACUUCCAAGGUCCCUUUCAUUGUUCUGUUAAAUAACCCCUUGGUCAUAUUCAUAAUUUUGUAGCUUAUCUGCACUAGACAAAUAAUUGCACAAUUGGAUUUAAGUCCAGUACCCAUGCAAAGUUGGACUUUAUAUAAAUAGGAUUAUUCAAUUCUAUUAAGCAUGUUUGCAAUUUAAAAUUUAAGAGUGCAGCCAUUAUUCUAUAUUUCAGAAGAAAAAUAAACUGGGAGGUAGUUUUCAGGAAACUUUUUUUUAAAGAAAUGAUCAGUUGUCCCUUGAAAAGAGCACUGGACAGUCCUUUAGUUUGAUAUGUAAUAUUUAUCCCCAAAGGAUCUACCUAAAAGUAUCUCAAAUGAGUAUGUGCCGUCAAGCUGGUGUCAAUUCAGUGACCAUGCAGAUUUCCAUGACAAUCUGCCCCUAGCCCAGUCUUUCAGGUCUUCUAGUAGUGGCUUAUGGCCAUUGUGUCCUUCAUCCUUGCUGCUGGUCAGCCCUUUCCUCCUUUUCUUUCCAAGCAUUUUAAUGGCCCUCCUAAAUAUUAGUAAGGAUGGGAGCCAUUCUGACUUUUAGGAGCAGACUUUGGGGAAGCUAAGCGGUUCGUUUCUAGACCCUUCCUUUUACAUCCUGUUGUGUGGAAACUUGAAACAACCCUUCAGCUGAGCAGGUGCUGUAGAUACGCAUGACCACAAAGGGUUUAAAGGGAAUAAUCAGCAUCUGGGAUUGCAGCCAAAACAACUCUUAUUUCAAGACUCUUAUCUAAAAUUGCAUUAGGUUAAAAACCCACCACCUCAAAUCCCUUCGCCAGAUUUACUGAAAAUAGAUUUCACCCCGUUGUUUUUCUGUAAUGGAAUUCAGUCCAGUGUAAAGGGGAUAGGUAUCAUUGGUCAUCCAACAGGUUUUGUGCUUGAAAGAUUUGAACUUGAGAUUUCAUCUCCAAUUAAUACUGGAGAGACCAUGUUACUCUUAGCAUUGGAGGCGGCAUCGAUGAGAGUUGUUCCAUAGCAAAGUUUAAUGUUGUUGCCAGUUUAGGCUCCAGAGUGACUUCUGCAACUGAACUGGAACAGAACCAGGGCUUUAGAAUGAGAUCCACAGCAAUGAAGGCCUCCCUCUCUUUAUUAUACAGUAUCUUCUAAUCAGCCCAUUCACGAGUGUUCCCGUUUUCCCACGUUUUACUUUUGUUGGCUUUUCUUUUUUUUACAUCUUAAAACUAGUACUGUUUUACAUUUCUACCAUUAAGAAAAAUUAGCAGCGUUUUUGUGAAAAGUUUAUUGAACAAGAUGCCACUCUUUUAUGUGGUAGAAGAAACAGUACCUUAUUUGAAAGAGCCCUGCAGUGGUUAUCCUCAUGGGUUUUCACUGUAGUUUUAAGGAAGUCAGUGAUGUGGUUCAGGGUCUUCAGCUUUUUAUAUCUCAUGCCUAAUUCUUUUUAGACUCACGGAAGGAAAAAAGCAUACCCGGGUAGGGCACUGUUUUGUUCCCUUGCCUGCAAAGCAUCAGAUUACUGUUUUACAGUGAAAUUGCAAAUAUGCCAUUGUAAAAUUACUCAUUUUAUGCUCCAGAAUUAAACAGGAACAUUGGAAAAUAGUAAUGAUACAAAUCUUGGUAUUUUUCAUUCUCAGCUUAUUCAUGGGACGCUGACAUAUCAACACAAAUUACUAAUCCACAUCAGCCAGAAAUUAUUUGUGAGAGUGCUUGUUCAUGUAAGCAUGCCCUGAAGUUUUAUUCUAGUAGGAUGUGUCCUUAAGCUGAGAAAUAUCUCCUAGGCUAGAGCCAAACAUAUGCACAGAACCUGUUGUUUCAUGUGGAACUAAACGAGUAAUGUGAAUCCAACAUCUCUUUAAGUGGCUUCAAAUAUUUCAAGUUUGUGUUGUAACGAUUUAGAAGAAAUCAUGCAACUCGGUUGCUUAAUGCAGAAAUAAAUGAUGGUCCAGUACUAGAAUUGAGAUUCACUAUCAUGAUUAACUGUGUUUUAUUAUAAGCAUUUGAUUAUUACAUGCUUCAAUUUUUGCUCUCAUAGCUAUCAGUUGUAUGCAUGUUCCAUUGAAGAAUCAAAAAUUUCAAUUUAUGGAAACAGACGAUUGUUUCUUCAGGAUUAGUCAUCCUGCAGAGCAGAAGAUAAAAGCAAACGAUUUAGCACAUUAAGAAUGGUAACCUACUGAAUAUCUUAACUUUGCUAAUAGUUGAUUGAGGACCACAAGAUCCCUAUAUGCUGGCACUGUUCUAGUACCAUAAUGUAUCUAAAGCCCAUCACCAAACAGUUGGUUGAUCUCCGUCUUGUUUGGGAAAAUACUUAGCUGAGCGCAUACAAGAUUCAGAUACUCUUUUAGUAAAAUGUGAGGCACAGAGAAACAUGCACUCACCCCAUUUCCAUCUUGCUGGGGAUUGCUGAGAUUACUGUACACAUUUUAGCCUCAACCCUGUUUUCAUAAGACAAAAAGGGAGCAUAGGUGCUCUUUGCCACUCAUAGUCCUAGAAUAGCAAGACACAAUCCAUAAAUAUUCUCUAAUAUUCAGUUGCAAUUAGCCACAGUUCCUAUUUACUAUAACAUAACAAUUUGUACAUUUGAUGCUACUGUAGAUAGGUACAGAAAUUAUAAGAUGCUUAGAAAUUCAUAACUUGUGAGUUAAACUGAGAUGCUGACCAGCCAAAAAAUGCAGACAAUCCAGAAUCACAAUCCUACUCUUACAGGCAGAAUAACAACAGAAUAAGGCAAAUGAAUUUCAGUAUUAGAUUAUACAAUUAAGGUUUACAGAAUGAGUUUUUAAAAUAUCCUUUAAAACCCCCAGAAACUCAUUUUAAAGAUUUGUUACCUGAAAAUUAAUUUAGAGGGCACAUCAAGUAUUCCAGGUGAGAAUGUUACUGAUUUUCUUGCCUGCAAUUUGGCAAUUAGAAACAUUACCAAUAGGAAUCCAGCAACACUAACUUUAAUAUUGGCUACUUUUCUAACUGAAAAACCACACAAGUAAUAAAAUCAGGAUUUUCAGGUUGUAUGAAAGGUUAUGUGCUUUUUUUUUAUUUGCCUGAUGUACGUAAUUAGAUAUGUUCAACAAUCUGUGAUGCAUCAUACACCUUUCUUACCAAAAUCACUGGGAAAUUAUCCCUCCACAAUACAAGUGAUUCCUGACAAAUUUUGGUAACAGUGUUAGGAAGCUAUAUGCCAGAAGCAUGCAAAAAGCAACCAACCACUGUUCUUAGUGUUCCCAAAAGUAAAACAAAAUAAUUUGUUCCAUUGCUUUCCAUAUUCUGCUACAGUUAACAACUUUUUGUUCUAGGUAAGCAGGGUAAUAAAGCUUGUUUCAAGGAGUACCCAUUUUUCCUAUGCUAAAACAAAGGUUGUUUCAUCAGGAGAAAAAAAAAAUCUCAAUGUAUUGAAAAUGUUUUGUUUCAAGCUCACUUCCCCUCCCCCCACAUUCAUGCUGAUAUAUGAUGUUGCGUGCAAAUUGCCUAUGCCUACUGUAUAAAAAAUGAUAAACCCCACUGGAGACCACUAUAAUUUUUUGACCCAUUCACCAGUCACGAAUUUAGCUGAAGACAAAGGAUUUUUUAAAAAAAAGGUUACUUCUCAUUAAUUGGUGGAUAUUUGAUCCCCCACCCCUCGGUCACAUAGAUAUGGUCUCCAAAACUCCAAAAUCUUAAAUUAAGCCUCAUCCCCAGCAAGGUCCAAUUAUUAAUCCACCCACUUCUAUAACAGCUGUCUGAAGUACUCUGAAUGGUAGACUUUUAGACCUAAAUGCCAAUUAGAUGAUUUAAUAUGCCCACCCACACUGAUUUGAAUACAAUAAUAAAUAUUCCAUAUAUUUCACA
Molecule: messenger RNA, 7233 nt
Organism: Ahaetulla prasina
Lineage: Eukaryota; Metazoa; Chordata; Lepidosauria; Squamata; Colubridae
Gene: NFE2L2
Product: NFE2 like bZIP transcription factor 2
Exons: 5
Coding region: 298-2052 (584 amino acids)
Biological process (GO): regulation of transcription by RNA polymerase II; cellular response to oxidative stress
Cellular component (GO): nucleus
Molecular function (GO): RNA polymerase II cis-regulatory region sequence-specific DNA binding; DNA-binding transcription factor activity, RNA polymerase II-specific
Source: RefSeq, a predicted model, not a curated record